Molecule: messenger RNA, 1404 nt
Organism: Oryza sativa Japonica Group (Japanese rice)
Lineage: Eukaryota; Viridiplantae; Streptophyta; Magnoliopsida; Poales; Poaceae
Product: DNA repair protein RAD51 homolog A
Biological process (GO): mitotic recombination-dependent replication fork processing; DNA recombinase assembly; reciprocal meiotic recombination
Cellular component (GO): condensed nuclear chromosome
Molecular function (GO): ATP binding; single-stranded DNA binding; ATP hydrolysis activity
Source: RefSeq, a predicted model, not a curated record
UGGAUUCCGCGUUGCCGCCUUCAAUUCCAUUCGAACGAAACGAGGAGAAGAGAGAGGAGAGAGGAGAGAGAGGGGUUUGUGUGGCUGCGAGUGGGCCCCAUGUCGACGUCGGCGGCGGCGUCGGCGGCGGCGGAGCAGCAGCAGGAGGAGGGGGAGCACGGGCCGUUCCCCAUCGAGCAGCUGCAGGCAUCUGGAAUUGCUGCUCUGGAUGUGAAAAAGCUCAAGGAUUCUGGUCUGUACACAGUGGAGUCUGUGGCCUAUACUCCAAGGAAAGACCUUUUGCAAAUCAAAGGAAUUAGUGAAGCCAAAGUUGACAAGAUAGUUGAAGCAGCAUCGAAGCUAGUCCCAUUGGGAUUUACAAGUGCGAGCCAACUUCAUGCACAAAGGCUGGAGAUUAUUCAAGUUACAACUGGAUCUAGAGAGCUUGAUAAGAUUUUGGAUGGGGGGAUAGAAACUGGCUCUAUCACAGAGAUUUAUGGUGAAUUCCGAUCAGGGAAGACUCAGCUGUGCCACACGCUGUGUGUCACAUGUCAGCUUCCAUUGGACCAAGGUGGUGGUGAAGGGAAGGCUUUGUACAUUGAUGCAGAGGGAACAUUCAGACCACAAAGGCUGCUCCAGAUAGCUGACAGGUUCGGGUUGAAUGGUGCUGAUGUAUUAGAGAACGUGGCUUAUGCCAGAGCUUAUAAUACUGAUCAUCAAUCAAGACUUCUGCUGGAGGCAGCUUCCAUGAUGAUAGAGACUAGGUUUGCUCUCAUGAUUGUAGACAGCGCGACAGCUUUGUACAGAACUGAUUUCUCAGGUCGAGGGGAGCUCUCAGCGAGGCAAAUGCACAUGGCUAAGUUUCUGAGGAGCCUUCAGAAAUUAGCAGAUGAGUUUGGAGUGGCUGUGGUUAUCACUAAUCAAGUAGUGGCACAAGUGGAUGGUUCUGCCAUGUUUGCUGGGCCGCAGAUCAAACCCAUCGGUGGAAACAUCAUGGCUCAUGCUUCCACAACAAGGCUUGCUCUUCGCAAGGGAAGAGGGGAAGAGCGAAUAUGUAAAGUGAUAAGCUCUCCAUGCUUGGCUGAAGCCGAAGCAAGGUUUCAGAUAGCAUCUGAAGGCGUUGCAGAUGUCAAGGAUUGAGACAAUCUCUGCUCAGUGCUAAGCGCUAACUGGCAACAGCUUCCCAGUUCCCACAUGUGUUGCUCUCCUGCUGAUUGCGCUACCACCCCUGAAGGGUUCAACUGAUGUGAUGCUCCUGUUCUGAAUCCGACAACCACUUAUUGUCGAGUGGAGGUGCACAUCUGUGUCACUGUUGUAGUGUUGUAGUAUAAAACGUUGUCUGCCCUGCAAGGCUGCAAUGCAUGUAAUGUGACAUUGGUUUACAGAUAUUGAAUGAAUUGAAGUAAGUUUUCUGCUGAUUCGGCA